GCAUCAGUCAUCUGUUUGCAUUUCUCGGACCAACAUCGUCCAAAAAGCCCCUAGAACGUGAUCGUGAGUCCGCGCUCCGACAAACAAAUCCGUUUGCAGCCCCGUUUUUUCAAACGAACGCAAGUUCCGUGAGUGUGCGUGUGUGUGCGCCGUUGAAGAUCCUGUGAGGAUGAGAGGCUUCGUACUGUUGAGCUGUUGUUUGGCUCUGGCUUCCGCCCGACCGGAAGCGGGAUACUCAUACAAUCGUCCCUCGGGAGGAUCUCACUCGGGAGGCGGUGGCGGCGGUGGCUACUCGUCCGGUGGCCACGGAGGCGGCGGUGGCGGUGGCGGCCACGGCGGAGGCUCGUUCAGCUCCGGCGGUGGUAGCAGCGGAUUCUCGUCCUUCGGCGGAAGCGGCUUUGGAGGUUCCUCCUCGUUCAGCUCCGGCGGUGCUAGCAGCUUCGGCGGAGGCUCCAGCAGUUUCGGCGGUGGCAGCAGCUUCGGCGGCGGCUCCAGCAGCUUCGGCGGUGGCUCCAGCAGCUUCGGUGGCUUCUCCGGCGGUUCCCAGCAGGCCAUCAUCCAGAAGCACAUCUACGUGCACGUUCCGCCACCAGAGCCGGAGGAGGUCCGCAUCCAGCGCCCACUCCAGGUAGCCCCGGCCCAGAAGCACUACAAGAUCAUCUUCAUUAAGGCCCCGUCGGCACCGGCCUACCAGGCACCGCAGAUCCCCAUCCAGCCCCAGAACGAAGAGAAGACCCUCGUUUACGUGCUGGUCAAGAAGCCCGACGAACAGCAGGACAUCGUCAUCCCGACCCCGGCCCCCACUCAGCCCAGCAAGCCAGAGGUCUACUUCAUCAAGUACAAGACCCAGAAGGAGGGUGGCGCCGGAGGAUUCGUCGGAAGCGUCGGAGGUGGCUUCAGUGACGCUAUCGGAGGCGGUGGUGGUGCUAUUGGCGGCCAUGACAGCGGCUCUGGCGAUCUCAGCGGAGGACACGGUGCCACCGCUCCAGCUGCCCAGUACGGACCCCCCGGAAAGUCCGGCCCAUACUAAGCGGCGCCCGGCCAUUCCAUCGAACGAACAAACGAACCGAUUCCGCGGACCACGUAGCUAGUCGAAAAACAAACACAAACACACAUUCAAACAAAAACACAUCCAAGCGGAGUCUAGCUCACGCACACAAUCACAAACCAAUCACGUUGUUAUUGUUGAACGCUCCCAUUCUUUGCCGCUGGAGGUUCCGAUUUGGCGAUGAACUCCUCUGAUCCGGAGCCGAGUGCAAAUCGGAACGCCAAGGCCUCUGUUGUACAUAGGAUUUCUACUUCACGAAAAUUUCUUAGGACGUAGGAAUUAUUUUUACAACUCUACUUAUUACGAUAAUUAAUUAUAAUCUUGUUUAAUGUUGUUCUUAGAAAAGAUAUGCAAAUUAAAACGGUGACAAAUUUUUUAGAAAAAAAA
Messenger RNA from Armigeres subalbatus, 1435 nucleotides. RefSeq names its product keratin, type II cytoskeletal 2 epidermal-like. Bases 170 to 1030 code for a protein of 286 amino acids. The transcript has 2 exons. The record is from RefSeq and is a predicted model, not a curated record. Lineage: Eukaryota; Metazoa; Arthropoda; Insecta; Diptera; Culicidae.